Verticillium alfalfae VaMs.102 is the source of this 1827-nucleotide messenger RNA. RefSeq names its product DNA repair and recombination protein pif1. The transcript is spliced from 2 exons. Gene Ontology annotation, biological process: telomere maintenance; DNA repair. Bases 1 to 1827 code for a protein of 608 amino acids. NCBI's taxonomy places the organism in Eukaryota, Fungi, Ascomycota, Sordariomycetes, Glomerellales, Plectosphaerellaceae. The record is from RefSeq and is a predicted model, not a curated record. Gene Ontology annotation, molecular function: DNA helicase activity.
AUGGCCUCCUUAUACAACCAACCCGAUUCUUUCCAAGACAGUCCAGAUGACCUUGUUGAGAUCGGCAGCCGAGCCAAAACGGCUGUUGCGACAGAGGUUCUCUUCUUUGAAGAUGAUUUUAGCGACGACACAGACCUCGACCUCGAUUACCAAGAGCCUACAAAGCUACCCCCACCCCCACCGACGAUCAGCCAAAAGCCCUCGAACGAAAUCGAUGAGACUACCGUACCUUUCUCUUCACGCUCAGAAAAUAUUGUUCCAUGGUCUUCUUCGCCGCCCUCUCAUAUGCUGCCGUCCCAUCCACUUUUGACCCGAACUGUGUCUAGUACAAGAACUAGCAAACGCUCGUCACUCGGAGAGACGGAGUUGCCGCCUCCAAAGAAGCGGAGUUUGCCCAGGACCUGGACUGCGCAACCUCGCGAUGAUAGCAAGCUGGGGUUGCAUGGCGAAUCCACCCCAGCGCGAAAGACAAAAGAUCAGAUGCCCUGGAAUACGACUGCCAGUGCCGUGAAGGCUCAAAAGAAACAUCACAAGGAUACUCUGAAGAGGUCUGGGACGAAUGAAGGAUAUACUACGGAGGAAAUGCGUGCUGUCACGGCAAUGGACUCCGAGCGUGUCAAAGGUAUUAGUCUCAGCAAAGAACAGGAGCGCGUGCAAGACCUUGUUGUAAACAAGGGUGAAAGCGUCUUCUUCACCGGGCCAGCUGGUACUGGAAAAUCGGUUUUGAUGCGAUCAAUUGUCGCGGAGCUCAGAAAGAAGUUCGCCAAGGACCCGGAACGAUUGGCAGUCACCGCUUCGACUGGCCUCGCAGCUUGCAAUAUUGGCGGCCAGACACUACACAGCUUUUCUGGCAUAGGUCUUGGCAAGGAGGAAGUUCCUGUCCUCGUCAAGAAGAUCAGGAGGAAUGCCAAGGCAAAGAAUCGCUGGCUAAGGACAAAGACUCGACUACGAAUCUCCCUGGCAAGGCUUAAGCGGUACGACGCGCACGAGACUGGCGACCCACAACUUCGGGAGAAACUUUUGGCGAACGUCAUGGCACCAAAAAGCAUUGAGCUGAAGGUGGGAGCUCAAGUGAUGCUGGUCAAGAAUAUGGAUGAGACGCUUGUCAACGGUUCACUUGGAAGGGUCCGAGGUUUCAUGACCGAGUCCAUGUUCGAACUAAAGAAUGACACUGCCUUCGGAACGGACGACGAGGGCGCCCCUGAUGCGAGGGUGCAGAACAGGAUCAAGGCCUUCACCCGCGAACUCGAGGAAAGCAGGACGGGCGCCACGGAAUAUCCUGUUGUAGAGUUCUCCGCUUCGGAUGGUACGCACAGAACCAUACUCUGCAUCGGUGAAGAGUACAAAGUUGAGAACGCCGCUGGUGAAGUCCAAGCCUGCCGUCGACAGAUCCCACUUAUACUGGCCUGGGCGCUUUCUAUACACAAGGCACAAGGGCAGACACUAGAACGGGUUAAGGUCGACCUUGGCAAGGUAUUCGAGAAGGGCCAGGCAUACGUCGCUCUCAGUCGAGCCACUAGGCAACAGGGUCUCCAGGUGCUGCGGUUUGAGAAGCACAAGGUGAUGGCUCAUCCUCGGGUCGUCAAUUUUUACAACAACUUGUACAGCAUCGAUGAGGCGAUGGCCAAGAAGCCUGCUGUUACCGUGGCCAGUAUCUUCUCUGCUCCUAAGGCCAAGGAGGUUGCAAGCCGAUCAACUUUUCAGACCAAUACCAGGCCCACUGUCCAGAAGCCCAUUCCAAGGGCGGUGGGAAGUGCAAGGGCACCCAUCACUCUUGAUGAUGAUGAUGAUGACGAGGAUGCCAUGGCUGAGGCUUAUGGUCAUUAA